AUGGGUUCAAAAUAUAGUUCAACGUUUGAUGAAAGUAAACCACCAAUUCCUGAAGUGAACUUUUGUAUAAAUGGUAAAAAAUAUACAAUUUGCCCAGACGGGAUUAAAAUUUCGGCUACGACUUCUUUGAACACAUUUAUAAGAAAUGUAGCUGAACUGAAAGGUACCAAAAUUAUGUGUUCAGAAGGUGGUUGUGGUAGUUGUAUUGUAGCCGCUCAAUUUAUACACCCACUGACUCAACGAGAGGUUUUGAUUGCUGUAAAUUCUGUACGUAUUAAACUGGAAUAUUUUAUGGCAAAAAUUCUAAACCGAAAAUUAUUUCAGUGUUUGGUAUCUGUUUUAAGUUGUCAAGGAUGGUCAAUAACAACAAUUGAAGGCAUUGGGAAUAAUAAAAAAGGUUACAACAAACUACAAAAACGUCUUGCUGAAUUUAAUGGAAGUCAGUGUGGAUUUUGUUCACCUGGCAUGAUUAUGAAUAUGUACUGUUUACAAAAAAAUCAAAAGAAUCUCACACAAAAAGACAUUGAAAAUUCAUUUGGUGGUAAUAUCUGUCGAUGUACUGGUUAUAGAUCGAUUUCAGAAGCUUUCAAGAGUUUUGCGAAUGACGCCGAUCCAACACUUAAAGCAAAAUGUACGGAUAUUGAAAAUAUAAAUGAAUGUUUUCAGCGGCAUAGUUUAUGUGAUGGGUGUGAACUAAUAGACAAAUCCCAAAAAUACCUUGUUAUCAAUUUAGGAAUUGAAAAAUGGUUUAAAGUUUAUACUAUUUUGGAAUUAGUACAAAUUAUAAGUGUCAUUAAAAAUAUGAAAUAUAUGCUUGUGGCUGGAAACACAGCACAUGGUGUUUACCGACGAGAUCCUGAUAUUAAAGUUUACGUAGAUGUAAACCAUAUAGCGGAGUUACAUGACAUUCAGAUCAAUAAAAAUGUAGUUGUUGGAGCCAAUACCACAAUUUCUGAUGCCAUUAAAUUGUUCAAUGGUAUCUAA
Chrysoperla carnea is the source of this 984-nucleotide messenger RNA. Its product is annotated as abscisic-aldehyde oxidase-like. The record is from RefSeq and is a predicted model, not a curated record. The coding region runs from base 1 to 984 and encodes 327 amino acids. The transcript has 4 exons. Gene Ontology annotation, molecular function: oxidoreductase activity; FAD binding; 2 iron, 2 sulfur cluster binding. Lineage: Eukaryota; Metazoa; Arthropoda; Insecta; Neuroptera; Chrysopidae.